AUGGACUUUAGACUUCAGAACUCUGUGAGUGUCUGCAGGAGGAUGAGGCUGCUCUGCUCGCUGUGGGUCCUCCUGCUGCUGGGAGUCGGGUCGCUGCUGCUGCUGGUCCACCUGCCGGACCUGACUGACACUGUGCUGCACCAGAACCCAGGUGUCCCGGUUCUGGUGGCUCCCAGGUGGCCAGUGGAGAAGGAUUCGACUCAGCCGUCUGAUGCUGUUGGUAUUGGUCGGGUCCUCGUCUCUCCUCCUGGUCUCCGCCCACUGUCUCGGUCUGUCUCGCCGUUAUCCGACCCGGUACCCGACAGGAAGCAGCGUGUCACCAAACGUCACAGGAAGCUGCUGCUGAAGACCGCCCUCCCUGGAGGAGAGGAGGUUCUGCAGCAGCUGGACUCGACCCAGGAGUCCCGGCUCCACCUGCUGAAACAGUUCUGUUCCAGGUACCGUCCCAUCAUUGGCAAAAGGCACGUGACCCGUCAGCAGGUGUCCCGGGUUUACGUGGAGGACAGGUUCCGGCUGCUGUACUGCGAGGUGCCCAAAGCGGGCUGCUCCAACUGGAAACGGGUCCUGAUGGUUCUGGGCGGCAGCGCUCGCUCCACGCAGGACAUCCCACAUGACGUGGUGCACUACUCCAACCACCUGCGGAGGCUGGAGAGCUACACUUUCUCCGAUGUUGUGGACCGACUCCGGUCCUACACCAAGGUUCUGUUCGUCAGGGAGCCCUUCGAGCGGCUCGUCUCCGCGUUCCGGGACAAGUUUGAGAGUCCAAACUUGUACUACCAUCCUGUUUUUGGACGCGCCAUCAUCUCCAGGUACCGGGCCAAUGCCACACGCACCGCCCUGAGAACCGGCGCCGGCGUCACCUUCAGGGAGUUCGUUCAGUACCUGCUGGACCUGCAGCGGCCCGUUGGGAUGGACAUCCACUGGGAGCCCGUCAGCCAGCUCUGCAGCCCCUGUCUGCUCCGGUACCACUUCAUCGGGAAGUUCGAGAGUCUGCAGGAGGACGCCAACCACCUGUUGCGCAGCAUCGGGGCGCCGGCCAACCUCACCUUCCCCGACUUCAAAGAUCGGAACCCGCAGGCCGAGCGGACCUCGUCCAGAAUCACGCAGAACUAUUUCUCUCAGCUGAACGCCACAGAGAGGCAGAAAGUCUUUGACUUUUACCACAUGGACUACCUGAUGUUCAACUACCCCAAACCCUUCACAGACUUGCACUAA
Molecule: messenger RNA, 1215 nt
Organism: Nematolebias whitei (Rio pearlfish)
Lineage: Eukaryota; Metazoa; Chordata; Actinopteri; Cyprinodontiformes; Rivulidae
Product: carbohydrate sulfotransferase 8-like
Exons: 3
Coding region: 1-1215 (404 amino acids)
Biological process (GO): proteoglycan biosynthetic process; carbohydrate biosynthetic process
Cellular component (GO): membrane
Molecular function (GO): sulfotransferase activity
Source: RefSeq, a predicted model, not a curated record